AUGCAGAAUGGAUUUCAAGACAUUUGGCAGUUUGGAAUUUGCAAUCUGGAACUUCAACAAAAGCUAAAAAUAUUGGAUUUCAUGAAAAAAUUUGGAAAAGUCUUUUUGUGUCUCUGGUUGGAAGUUUCUUCUGUGAGCAUAAAGGAAAUCCUCUAAAGAAAAAAAAAACAUGGGCGAUUAAAGUAAAUAGGCUGGAUGAAAAUGAGAAAUUAUGGAUUGCUGGAAAACAUGCAUUACUUUGUGAGAAAGAUCAGUAUGAGAAUCACAGGAAGGAUGGAAGAAGAUUGCCGAAGCGUCAUGCCGUGCCUACACUUUUUUCUCGCAGACCCGCACCUAAGAGAAGAUGCUCUGGACCAAAAACAGGGCAUAGAAACAAUUGUGAGCGUAUAGAUCCGACCUUGGACCACAGUUAUGCUACAAAUUUAUCUCCUAUGACGUCUAUGCAGCCCAGUACAGAAAACGGUGAUGACUGUAAAAGCACGAAUGGAGACGAAGAUAAGGAGACAUCUGGUCCAGUAUUUCGGGACUUCGGUAUUCUUGUUUGCCAGCCACUGUCACCAAAAUCAAAACAAAUUAAUGAACUGAAAUCUCGAUUGCAUAAUGCGUUACAUAGAUUUAAAAGAGUGCAGAAAAGUAAGAAGGAUCUCUACGAAGAAAUAAGAAAAUUAAAGUCUAGAGUCAACACACAGAGUACAAACAUAAAAUUAAUUUUCAAUCGUGAUCAAAUGAAAACCCUUGGAAACGUGUCAACACGGGAAAUAAAAUGGCAAAAUAAUAAGAUAAGAAAGGCUCUGUAGUUAAAAUCUGCUUGUGGAAGAUCAGGCU
Molecule: messenger RNA, 825 nt
Organism: Centruroides sculpturatus (bark scorpion)
Lineage: Eukaryota; Metazoa; Arthropoda; Arachnida; Scorpiones; Buthidae
Exons: 5
Source: RefSeq, a predicted model, not a curated record